Molecule: messenger RNA, 1395 nt
Organism: Necator americanus (New World hookworm)
Lineage: Eukaryota; Metazoa; Nematoda; Chromadorea; Rhabditida; Ancylostomatidae
Exons: 14
Coding region: 1-1395 (464 amino acids)
Biological process (GO): phosphatidylinositol biosynthetic process; lipid modification
Cellular component (GO): membrane; mitochondria-associated endoplasmic reticulum membrane contact site
Molecular function (GO): lysophospholipid acyltransferase activity
Source: RefSeq, a predicted model, not a curated record
AUGGAGUAUUCUAUUUCUGGAUUACUUUCCAGAGAUGACUGGAUCUAUGCUGGUAUUUUGGCCUCUUCAUUCUUAAUCUCAUGGGCACUGCGACUACGACAGAGCACAUAUUUAUUAGCGAAUGCUGGUGGGACAAUAGGAUUUGCUAUGGCAUUAUUGGUACUAGGAAAGAAGAUUUUCUAUUCAAUACCUUUGGCAUUAUUUGUUGCUAUGUGUAUAAAAUUUGCACCAAAAAAACAACUAACAACUGUGGUUUUUGUCUUCUCCUUUGCUUACUUGAUGGUAAUUCGCUACUUACACUAUUUUUUGGACGUCGAGGAACUCGCAUCACAAGCAAAUGUAGUUCAACUCAUCAUGACUCUGAGGGUGGUCGGACUUGCUUUCGAAGUGUCUGACUUCCGACAAGCUAGUACCCAGCGUGAGUCUACGACAAAGCCGAAGCGAUUCCUUGAGGCGGAACCUAGCUUUUUGGACAUUUUGAACUACUUUUAUCACUUUGCUGGAUUAUUCACAGGUCCAUACUACAGUUACCAAAUGCUGCUUGACUCGCAAGAACCAGUUCUGCUCACAAAAUGGUCACCAGUACUUGAGAUUCGUGGGAGGGCUUUGCGUCUUUGCUGGAGUGUACCACUUUUCAUAAUUUUCAAUAAGCUUUAUCCUCUUGAUGGACUUCGAUCAGACGCUGUUUGGGAAAUGACGUUCCCAUAUCGAAUGGUUUACGCCGCAGCUGUUUUCGUAGUAUUUAGAACGCGAGUUUACAGCGCUUGGGCAGUAGCUGAAAGUAUGUGCGUCACCCUUGGUCUUGGCAUCUAUCCGACAGACUCGAAACCACGCACGGUUGUUGGUCCAACUGACUUAGAGAAAUACAAAGAGCUAAAGGGUCGUUCAGACAUCCGCUACGACUCAGAGGCUAUAGUAAAUCUGGACAUACCUGAGAUCGAGAUGAGCGAUGGAUUCCGAAGCGGUAUUCGAUCGUGGAAUAAAUCGGUACAGAGCUGGCUGGCCCUCUAUGUUUACUCAAGGACGAACCGCAUGUACAGGGUGGAGCUAACAAUGUUUGUAUCAGCGCUGUGGCAUGGUACUUACGCCGGCUACUUUAUGUCAUUCCUCAUCGUUCCUAUGUGCGCAAGCGUUGAAGAUAUCAUUUUUAAAUAUGUACCAAUGGAUCCUGUGACAAAACAGCGACCAGUUUGGUUUAGAUAUUUGUAUACAUUUACCCUUCGAUGUCGUGGUUUUGACAUGUUAGCUACCGGGUUUUUGCUGAAGAAUUUCCAGGAUACACAUAGGUUCUGGAGUUCGCUGUAUUACUGGUUAUUAGUGGUGACGCUACCAAUUUAUGCUUUUGACAAGAUUUAUACACUGAAGAAGAAGGUGAAGACAGAGAAGGAACUCUAG